AUGGCCAAGCCAUUUACACCGGCUGACGCUGGCUUGCAUAUCUGCCUCUGGGGACAGUGUGAUAGCACAGGUUUCGCCACGCGCGACGAACUCAACUGGCACGUAAAACGCGAACACCUGCUUCUCUGCCCGGUCCCCGGUUGUCUCGAAAGCGUCUUCACCCAUAAAGACAUUUUAGACUCUCAUCUCAAAUUUUCCCAUAAAGAGGCAGCGACGGAGAAGACUGCUCGCCAACAGAGAGACAUCCACGGGAUCGCGACUGCCCCUUUGGCGACGCCGAGGGCCUUCACGAAGAGGGCGGGGGAGGAGGAGGACAGGCUCCUGAAGAUGGAGAUGAGCAUUGGCAUCUCGAAAAAAAGGUGCGGAGAUCAGCUAAAGAGUGUGCUCGAAAGGAGGUCGAAGAGGGUGAAUGGAGGCACCCCGAGGGCUGUCGAAAGCCCCGGCAUGACCGGGAACCGUACGCCCAAGCCCCUCGACACAGCGAGUUUCCCAAUCGUAUGGGAACACGGGGUCCUGCCCUUCCUCGCCGAGUUUCUCCCCAAGUGGUGCGGUCCCGGUCACGUUAUCAGCGUGGCGCGUGGGAACACCCCCGAUUCUCGACGCAUAUUUAUCAUGACGAGGCGGGUCGUCUCUAGAGCUCGUAGGCUAGUAAUCGCGCAACAUGUCCGGGACUUGCUGCCGGAGCCCUAUCGCAGCACAGCUUCAUUUAUGUUUUCCGUCGGGACGGUUAACCGGCUCGUAUGGGCGCGGGGGUUGAGCAAGGAGAUGCCGGACGAGAUCUGUGUCCCGCGGAACCCAUUCUGCUAUACGAAUCCAUGCAUGGGGGACAGCAUCGGGAUCUCGGAAGACGGCGAUGAUAUCACAGCGACCCUUGGACCAUGCGUUACGGUUGGAGACGGGAGCUACUGGCUUGUCAACUUCCACCCCUUUGUGGAUGUAAGCAGAGGAUCGCACCCGGUACCGAUCGAGCAUCCAUCGCCAGCGGAUCGUGCAAGGUGCCUAUACGAGAAGCACGAUGCGUUAAGCAGCAAUAGCCUCAACUUCCGCAUUGGAAAUUUAGCAGCAACCUCGGGCUUCAACUUGGAGACCACUCGUAUAUCUCACGACCCGUACUGGGAAGAAUGCGACAAGGAGCCUCCGCUAAUCGUAACAGACUGGGCGUUGAUAUCUGCCUCGACGCGGCAAGCGAACAUACUAAGGAAGUUCCCGACCGCCAACCAGAGGAAGGAAACUCCAGUAACUCUGAUGGCUCCCGUCGUGCCUGGAGCGACCGCGUGCUCGACAGGAAGAACGUCGGGCUUCCAGCACGGCCAGGUAUGCGAAAUCCCGGCGUAUCUCGACGGCGCAGAGAACGGGACCGGAAAGGCGUCGCGCGAAUGGUAUAUCGAGGAGCCGCAUCCGUACGAUGACGAGGACAGCUGGAUCCGCGGCGGCAUCGGCGUCGAAGGAGACAGCGGCGCCGCCAUCGUGGAUUGCGAAAGCAAUAGCCUCGUCGGCCAACUAUGGGGCCGGAACCGGUACCACGGCCCAGGGCCACGGUGGGCGUAUUUCACGCCGAUCCUGGACAUUUUCGACGACAUCCAAGAGCGUUGCGGCCAAGAGCGGCGACCCCAGCUGCCCCAGUACCGCGACGACGCGGACCGCUGGUCCGUCUACCCCGUCUGCAGGACGUGCUUCGAUCUUCACGGCUAUCUCGAGAGCCGGCGCAGCUCCCGGGAGUCGCUGAUGUCGAUGAUCGGGAUGAACGAGGGGAGAACCGGCGACAACGAGAACGACCUCGCGUCCGUAUCGGAACUGGCAACGCCAAAAGACCAAUCCUACUUGGCCCGUUCCUACCUGGUCCGUUACGUAGCGCACGACGAGGCGACCUCGUCGGUCGGCGGUGUCGUUUCUCCGGCACCAUUACACGCAUUUUCCACCUCUAUGUCACAAGCGGUGUCUCCGGGGAACCCAGAACUGCGGAGUCCAUACGCGCAGGCCUUAGACGACGAGGAUCUCUACGAAAAGUGCCAGGGCACAAGUGAGGUCGCACUAGGAAAACGACCAGCUCUGCACCCGCCGAUGGCGCGUGUCGACGGCCAGCAGUCCGCCAAGAGGCAGAGGAUGGUGUGA
Molecule: messenger RNA, 2112 nt
Organism: Durotheca rogersii
Lineage: Eukaryota; Fungi; Ascomycota; Sordariomycetes; Xylariales; Xylariaceae
Exons: 2
Coding region: 1-2112 (703 amino acids)
Source: RefSeq, a predicted model, not a curated record